UAAAGUUUUGGUUCAUUUGCUAUUCUCCUCCAGUUCAUUUUUUGUUCAUUUUUAUUCUGCUCAUGUUCGUUUUUGUUCAUUUCAUAAAUGUGCGAAUUCGCAGCUGGCACCUCACGCGUUAAAAAAACAAAAAAGGUAGUGCAAGGAUCGUCCUCUGGCCCACCCACAAAGAGACUGAAAGUGGGCGAAUCAUCCGGAGUGAAGAAUGUGGAAGAUGGUUCCGAAAGCCCAAAAGUAAAGAAGCUAAAGAGAAAGGAAUUUGCAAUUCCAAACGAGGUGAAGUGUCGUCGACGGAUUAAGAACACCGAAGAUGGUCCAGAUGCCAAAAAGAAAACAGACCACCCAAGGCUCAAGACCCGUACCACAACAUGUACAUUCUUUAAAAAAUUGACAGUUUUGAACGAAGCACAAAAGGAUGCGGUCCGUUCUAUUGGAUUCGGGCAUAUAUUAGAGUUCAAGGUGAACAGAGUACCAUCAGAACUUGCUUAUUGGGUCUUGGACAGGUUCAACCAUAGGAGCUGCACAUUAGAGCUUGAUGUACUUACAAAAGUUGAGAUAGAGGAGGAUGAUGUGUACAGGGUCUAUGGAUUUCCGAAAGGAAAUAAGCUGAUAGAGAACUUUGAAAGGACGGCUGAAAAUGAGCUCUUUAUCGAGUGGAAGAAUUUCUUCAAUGUAGCGAACAGAGACAAGAUCAAGAUAAAAGUAGUGCUACGACGUAUGGUUGACAGUGCAGAUGGUGGGACGUGGUUUAAGCGCCAUUUCGUCAUUGCAUUGUGUUUCUCGCUGAUGGAGAGUUGCACUAGUGGCACCCUGGAAUUGGGGAGAGUAUAUGUUGAGGUGUUUGAUUGA
Messenger RNA from Salvia miltiorrhiza (redroot sage), 849 nucleotides. RefSeq lists its product as uncharacterized. The transcript is spliced from 3 exons. NCBI's taxonomy places the organism in Eukaryota, Viridiplantae, Streptophyta, Magnoliopsida, Lamiales, Lamiaceae. The record is from RefSeq and is a predicted model, not a curated record. Bases 88 to 849 code for a protein of 253 amino acids.